Anoplopoma fimbria (sablefish) is the source of this 9933-nucleotide messenger RNA. It is a transcript of the gene baz2a, whose product is annotated as bromodomain adjacent to zinc finger domain, 2A. Gene Ontology annotation, cellular component: rDNA heterochromatin. Bases 156 to 8207 code for a protein of 2683 amino acids. Gene Ontology annotation, molecular function: protein binding; DNA binding. Lineage: Eukaryota; Metazoa; Chordata; Actinopteri; Perciformes; Anoplopomatidae. The record is from RefSeq and is a predicted model, not a curated record. The transcript has 30 exons.
GGUCUCGGGCCGUUCACGCUCCGCUCUGUUCUGUGAUCAUGUCUGCGGCGGACAACCAGCCAUGUCCGCUGAUUUAAAACCCCCAAAGGUCUGUUUAUCACCCGCCUCAGCCCGUCCGGACGACGGUUUAGUGGGAAUCCAAGAAGGACUGAAAGAUGGAGUCAAAUAAUCAUUUCAACUAUGACACCCACUCUGCAGCAAACUCAGGAUUGAAGCUCACCUCAGGGGAUUCUCUUUAUACUAAUGGGUCCUCCAUGAGUUUUCCUCAGCAAGGGAAGAAUAUGAAUGGCGAAAUGAAUGUGAAUGGCGUCACUACUGUACUCGGGUCCGGGGUGCCUGGUUCCCACCCGCCCACAGCUCCUUACCCACACAUGAGCAACCACCACCAGAGCAGCAUGGGCUAUGACUACCUGUGGGGGGGUCACCCGCAGUACGGUCCAGCCAUGGGCAACUCUCCUGGGCACGGGAUGCACCAGAAGCAGCCAACACCCGGGAUGGCGCAGCCUCAGUCACAGCACCACUUCCAGGGUCAUGGACAGUACCAGCUGAAUGGGGGUGUUGAAAGCUCCCACCAGCCCCCUGUGGCAGGCCCACCGAACAUGCCUCUCACUGGGAGUCAGUACUGGAACAGGAGUAACCCUGGCCCACAGCAGAUAAGUUAUAACUCCCACAGUAUGUAUGGGACAUACCCAAGUCAGGCACAUCCUGGAAUAUCUCCAUCACAACACCACCAGCAGCAGCAGUCCUUACAGCCCACCCCGCAUCAGCCGUCGCAGCAGCACCUCCACUCCCGCAGUCACCCACACCACCACCACCAGCAGCACCAGCAGCCACAGCAUUAUGGCCUGAUGCCUAAUGGGAUGCCCUACUACCAGCAUCAACCCCAGCACCCGUCCGUUCCGUCUCCCCAGCAGCAGCCAUCCCAGCAGUCUCAGCCCCAAAGCCAGGCUCAGCUGAUGCCCCCGGCUGCCCAGAGUUUUACUCCUCCUCGUGGCAGCCCACAGCACCACAGCUUGGGCAGAGGGGGCUCUGGCAGUCCUCUCCCCGUGGGAAUAUCCUCAUCACCCAUGAUGUCACCGUCAACAGUGCAGGAGAGUGGAUCACCCAGCAGGGAACGGAGCCCCCAUGCUAGCAAUGUGGGAAUAUCUACCGUCAUGCAAGGACACACGAGAGAAGCUGUCCAGGAGGCAGAUACAAGCUAUAAUGGCAUGGAAAGGGCACCUGUUGCCCAUAGGCUACCCAAAAGUUCAGCUCAUGUGGGACCUGAUUACCUUCCGCAUUCUGAACAGCCAGAAACUCAGCGACCAGAAAUGGCUUCCCCUGUCAGAGAGACAGCCGUUAAAACACCUUCCCUGUCGGUGUCAUCUCUGCUCUCUGCAUCUACCAAGGCCUCAACACCUCCUCAGGUCUCUGAGUCUCCCACGUCUGCCCCCGGGCCUCCUCUAGUAUCGCCCCCCGAUGUAGAAUCCACUCCGCCACAAAUCUCAACGCCCCCCAGUGUGUCCUCUACUCCAUCUCCAUCUGCUCCUCCCAGACUUUCCUCACCGCCUCAAAUGAAGCAAGGCCUUAGGCCUCCCACUUCUGCUGCGACCGAGACCUCCCCUGCUGGAUCCAGGCCUCCGUCAAAUGGGUCCUCUUCCUCCUCCCUGCCUGCAUCACCUCAGAAGUUGUCUACACCUCAUGCUUCAACUGAUAGUACGUCUAAACCUGCAGUUUCUUCAGUCUCUCCUCCGUCAUCGGACUCUGCGACUCAUCAAACCAAGUCUUCGUUGCCUCCUAAAGCUUCUGGACCUCCAACAAAUGUCACAACUGCACCCAUCUCAGCUCUUCAUCAGAUGGUUCAAGGGUCCAAGCCACCUCUGAUGACAUCUUGCUUUCCUGAUAAGCCUGGAGCUCGAAAUGAAAAGCCUGGACCCCCAAAAUUAAUUUCUACCGGCUCAUCAAUGGGGGCAAAAUCCUCAUCUGCUCGUGUGGCUCCACCUCUAAUAUCAGCAUCAGGAUCUUCAACCUCAACACCACCUGGCUCAGAAUCUUCUCCUGCCAUGUCUGUCUCAAGAACCUCCUCAGUUGGCGGUAAACCGGGUGACAAAGCGCCCACACCCCAGCGUCAGACAUGCACUCCUCCAGCUGCUGACUCUGGUCUUUCCACUGCUUCCACAGCAUCACCACCACCAGCAGCGACGAACUUACCCUCCCUAGCAGCCCAUGAAAGUCUUACAGUCCGACCUCCACCUACCCUACCUCUUCUAACCGCUCAAGCCUCCAGGACUGCACCGGUGUCCGCCCCACCUCCUUUGGUGUCUCUGACUUCUACAAUGGGUACGUCUUCUGUAGUAGUCCAAAGUUCUGACUCUGAGCAGCAUCCUCCUAACACCACUCCUCCUCGUGUGCUGAAGCGGUCGUCUCCGAAGUCAGAGCACUGUGGUCAUAGUGAGGAUAGGAAAGAGUUGGCUAACAAACGAAACGGAAAACCAGACGAACACCACCCUCGUCCUUAUCGACCCCAAAUGAAGCCACCACAGAAGGAGGAAGCUACUGAGACUAAAUCAGAAAUUUGCUCACCCAAAUUCCUCACUGAUCUUCCUGGGAAACCGCUGCAGCCCACAGUCGCUCCCAAGAAUCAACCAACAGCCUCUGAAAAGCACCACCUGCAAAGCAGCAUCUGUGAGGCAGAGGACUCCAUGGUGGAGGAGUCUCCACUCAGAAAGUCUUCACAUCUCCACAGCACAAGGCUAGAACAUCUGACGGAUGAAGAAGAAAGUUUUAAUGACUCUUCACAAACAGCUUCUCACUUUGAUGGCAGUUCAACAUUUGACAGCCCCUCUCGAAUUGAUGUCAGCUCUGCCUUUGAAAAGACCUCUCCUCUAGACGGUGAUAGCUCAUGCGUGGACGACUCCUCUCACUUUGACAGCAGCUUUCACCUGAGAAAGGACACCUCUCAGUUCGACAGCACUUCUCAUGCAGAGGACGAACCAUCUUCUGGGUUCGACACCACUGGAGUGAGCGGCUAUUCUGUGGGAGACUCCAGGGAGGACACGUUGGACUCCACCAGGGAUGGGGAAACGUCUGAGGCAGAAGAGACCAAGGACAGCUGUCAAAUCACAGGGGAAUCCAUGCUGGAGUCUUCCUCUCAGAUAGAAGAUCCUUCUGAUACUUCAAGACCUGAAGCAGAGUGGGGACCCAGAGGACUUGAUACACCAGACUCAGCUGGACGCACUAGCAUUAAGACCACUGCCAGUGAGACAAUGACUCCCCUGAGUUUGAAGAUGAAAGAUGAGAACUUCAUCGCCUUCAGUACCCCAGCAGAGAGCCCUGCGGUACACCCACUGCAACCAGUAACUGAUCCCAUCGUACCAGCUGCUAAAGGACGUCAGAAAACGCCAGGGAAACCACGCAAACCUCGCACUCCAAAGGCACUAAUGAUUAAAACCCCAGCUCCUGAGGGGACCCAGCGGAAACCUCGGGUUCGAACCCCUAAAGUGGAGAAGAUCAAGACUGAAGAAGAGGGAGGAAAUAAAGAAGUAGUACCCAAGGGCAGAAAGAGGAAGAAGUCUCUCAAGGUGGAUGUUAAAGAAACAUCAGGCGUAUGUGGAGAGGCUGGGCCUUCCACAGGAGAGGUGGACACCGUCACCACCACUAUUGAAGCUGUUCUGGCCAACGCUUUAGCUUAUACCACACCAGUCGAGAAACCCAAGAAGGCAAAAAGGGCCAAGAAACAAGACCAGGAAGGAAAUGUGGCAAAAACACCCAAAAAAGACGCAGAAACAAUUGCUGGCGAUGCUGAUGACAAUGAUGACGACAGCUCCACUGCAGGUGAAUCUAACAGACAGAGGAGGGUCGCAACUGAGGAGCAGGUUCAGUUCCCGAUGCGACAUGGUUGGAGGAGGGAGAUUCGUGUGAAGAGAUUGGAGGACCGCAUGAAGGGCGAAACCUGGUACUACACACCUUGUGGAAGGAGGAUGAAGCAGUUCCCAGAAAUCAUCAAGUACUUGAGGAAACACACGGACAGUUUGGUCAACAGAGAACACUUCAGCUUCAGCCCACGCAUGCCUGUCGGAGAUUUUUAUGAAGAAAGAGAAACUCCUGAGGGUAAACAGUGGAUCCAGUUGGCCAAUGAGGAGGUUCCCUCUAUGAUCAUGGCAAUCACUGGCCGGCGAGGUCGACCUCCAAACCCUGAUAAAGAGAAACCUCGCAGGGUCCGCGGCCUGAAGGGAGGGCCCAUUCGCCGCCCCGGUAGACCUCCCAAACCCAAGAUGAUCGACCUCCUCAGCAAAGUUGACGCCAAGCUUUUGAAGCGACUUGAAGCCAAGGAAGCUCUCACGGAGGAGGAAAAGGAGAAACUUGCGAAAAUCAAAAAGAAAAUGAAGAAAAAGGCAAGAAUGAAGAGAAGGGAGGAUACGAAGAUUAAGAAGAUGAAAGCGGAGAAAAAGAAAGCCAAGCUUGAGCAAGAGGCCAAGGACCAGGAGCUGAAGGCCGAACCAACCGAACCAACCGACCCAACAGCCCCCCAGGCCACGCAGCCGGCACCGGGCACUGCUGCAGAGCCCAAGAAGCCCGGCCGCAGGAGGUCAGUCAAGCUGGAGGUUCCUCCACCAGUGCAGCAGACCGACGAGGAGAGGAUAGCCCAGGGUAAGAGGGUGCUGGGUGCUCGGAGUAAAGCCAAGGCUCUGGCCAAAGCCCAGGCAGAGGCAGAGGCGGCGGCUCAGGCGGCUAUGACGGCUAAGAGGGCGGCAGAGAGGAGAGCGCAGACCCAGAGACGUCUGGAGGAGCGCAAGAGGCAGCAGCUGAUCGCAGACGAGCUGAAGAAGCCCGCAGAGGACAUGUGUCUCACUGACCACAAACCGCUGCCAGAUCUGUCCCGUGUCCCCGGUGUGGUUCUCUCCGGCAAAGCUUUUGCACACUGUCUGGCUGUGGUGGAGUUCCUACACGGCUAUGGGAAGAUCAUUGGUCUCAAUAUACCCAAGGACAUCCCCAGCCUCGCCACCCUGCAGGAGGGUCUAUUAGGCCUGGGUGACAGCCAAGGAGAGGUCCAGGACCUUCUGAUCAAGCUGGUGGAGGCAGCACUUCAUGAUCCAGGCCUGCCAUCAUUUUAUCAGUCAGUAAAGAUCCUCGGGGAUAAGCUGGUUGAGAUCAAGCUGACUCGCAGCACAGUCUCGGAAGUGUUACGGGUCUUUUUGGAGUCUUAUGGUUAUGAGACAGAAGUGUGCAACACGCUGAGGACCAAAACAUUUCAUGCUCUGCCUCCGGACACCAAGGCAUCAAUCCUGGGUUUCCUGGUGGACGAGCUCAACAGCAGCAACGCUGUGACGAGUGACAUUGACAACACUUUAGAAAACAUGGCAACUUACAGGAAGAACAAGUGGAUCAUUGAGGGGAAGUUGCGCAGACUGAAGGCGGCACUAGCGCGCCGUACAGGACGCUCAGAGGAAGAGCUGUGUUUUGAGGAGAGGAGGCGCAGUGCCAGAGUGGCCGAGGAGGAGAACCUCAGUCUGGAGGAGGGGGGCCCGGUCUCUGAGAGAGGCAACCGCCGUGCACGCAAAGAAGAGCCCAAACUCAGUGAUAGCGAGAGCCCUGCUAAUGCCAGCAUUCCAGAGCUUGAAAGGCAGAUCGAUAAGCUAGCCAAGCGCCAAGCGUUUUUCCGUAAAAAGCUGCUACAGUCAUCUCAUUCCAUGCGGGCAGUACUGCUGGGUCAGGACCGUUACCAGCGCAGAUACUUGGCCCUUCCUCACCUCGGAGGAGUUCUGGUCGAAGGGCCAGAGGAGCUUCUGACUUCUGGAGAAGUCCUUGUAGCCGAGGUUCCCGUCACCUUCCUCAAAAAGGAGCCCAAAGUGGAGGAGACCCCCAUGCCCACCACUCCCCCUCCUACUCUACCUUCCUCUCCUUCCUCUGCUUCCGCCGCACAGCCCCAGACCUUUUCUCAAGAGGAGGACGACCUCCCCGGCACCGCAUCCCUCAUGAGCAGGCCGAGGGGACGAGGACGGCCCCGAAAAAUCAAACCCGAAGUGGAGCUUCACCUGCGCACAGCGAAGAUUCGCCGCCGGCGUCGAAGCAGCGCCAGGUCGGGGGGCGAAGAAGUGCCGGGCUCGCCGAACAGCGGCACCCACAACCUCACAAAGGCUGCUUUCCAGAGCUGGCUCAGCCAAUCACAGGAAGCGGUGACCAACGGCACGUGCUCAGCGGCAGGGGAUGCUCCAGAGGGUAAUCGACCAGAGGAGAGCGUGAAGGAGAUGGCGGAGAAACAGGGGCAGUGGUUCAACCUGCUCCCAAAGCAACCGUGCGACGAUAACUCUCUGACGGAGUGUCAGACUCCCAGCUCACCUCCUAAGCUCCUCCCUCAGGUCACGAGUGCUCUGCCCGCACUUGCUGCUCCACUCGUGAAGCCGGACCCGCUCUUGCCUAGCCUGACGCCUGCUGACCCCUUGACCCCAGCAACAGCACAGGACAUUCCCUCUACACUUCCUGCUUCUGCUGCUCCUGUUUGUGCCCCAGAGCCACCUCUCCCUCAGCUUCUUCCAGCUCCCGUUACCCCUGCCACGCCCACUCCGACUACCCCUCCCAAGCCAGGGCGCAGGCGGAGGAGAGGGAGCCGAGGCAGCAGUCCUGCCCGCCGAGGGGCGAGAGGAGCUGCAGCCAAACGCCGUGGCCGCCCUCCCAACUCUGUGUUCCAAGAAAUGGAGCAACAGUACUUCACACAACUGGUGGUCAAGCCGAUACCAGCAUCAAUGGUGCGUGGCUGGUGGUGGAUCAAGGAUCCAGAGGAGCUUUACAGCACCUUACAGGCCCUUCAUCCAAGGGGCAUCAGGGAGAAGGUGCUCCAUAAGCAUUUGGCCAAACAAAUGGAGAGUUUAGCUGAGAUAUGCACCAAACCUAUCAACGACCCUUUAUUUGAGUCGAAGGUAGAGGAGAAGGAUGUGCUGAUGGAGGCUCUGCAGCAGCCCUGGCAAGUGCAGGAGAAAGCGAUGGAGACUGACAUCAGAGCCCUGCAGUGGGUGGAGGACCUGGAGCAGCGGGUCAUUGCAGCUGACCUCCAUCUCAAGGCGGCACCUCAGAGUGCAGUGACUGAUGCUGAAUCCAACACGGAGACACCAGUGGCAGAAUUUCAGCCCUACACAAUCCCAGAUCCAGACUCCACGCGUGAUGACCUCCAAUACUACGAACAUGAGGCCGACCCACGUGAUGACUGGAUUGUGCGAACUAAGAAGGAGUGGUCCAACCUGCCCCGCGUCGCCACACACCCGGUGGACUUGGCGAUGUUGCGGUUGGCCAACCUCGAGCGAAACAUAGAAAGACGCUACCUGAAGGAGCCGCUCUGGAACCCCGCCGAAGUGAUGCGCCUCGCUCCUCUCACCCCGACCCCAGGAGAAGAGCAUCUCAUGGAUGUCUUCAGUCUGGAAAGCGAGAUCACGUCUCGACUACGAACGUGGCGACAAGCUCUGGAUCGCUGCCGCAGCGCUCCCCAGGUCUGUCUGUGUAUACUUCAGCUGGAGAAGGCCAUUGCUUGGGAGAGAUCUGUGACUAAGGUGAAUUGUCAGGUUUGCAGGAAAGGAGACAACGAUGACUGUCUCUUGCUGUGUGACGGCUGUGAUCGAGGCUGCCACAUGUACUGCCUGAAGCCCAAAAUCACCCAGGUGCCAGAGGGAGACUGGUUUUGUCCUACCUGCGUUGCCCAGGACGUCUGUGAUUCACCUCGCUCAUCCAAAAAGAGGACCCGGGUGAAGAAGAGAAGAUAUGAAGACGACAGCUCUGAAGAUGAGACGUCAACGCGACGAAGUACUGGCGGCAUGGCAACGCGGUUCAAGGAGACCGUGACACCCCCCUCAUCUUCCCGUCACUCUGGAGAAGGAAGCGCCGCUAAACGUCGUCGCAUGACGACCCGCAACCAGCCUGACCUCACCUUCUGCGAGAUCAUUCUGAUGGAGAUGGAGUCUCACGCAGACGCCUGGCCGUUCCUUGAACCCGUCAACCCCCGACUGGUGCCGGGCUACCGUCGCAUCAUCAAAAGCCCCAUGGACUUCCUCACCAUGAGAGAACGGCUGCUACAGGGAGGGUACUGCAGCUGUGAGGAGUUUGCGGCAGACGCUCACCUCAUCUUCAACAACUGUGAGCUGUUCAACGAGGACACGUCGGAGGUGGGAACGGCUGGUCACGCCAUGAGGCGUUUCUUUGAGAGCCGCUGGGCGGAGUUCUACUCAAAUAAGGACAAAUAGGAGUCUAUGGUGGGGCUGUAUACUGUUGGUGCUGUCACCGUCCCAGGCACACUAUCUCCAUUACUGCUAAGACUGUCUGGAGGUUCUUCCAGCUAUGUGUAUUCGCUCAUGUAUAGGUAUAUAUGUAUAGAUUUUUGGCUAAUUGUCUGUUAUUGUUUCCUCUAUCGGCUUGAAUCUUUUUCCAGGCUCACAGCUGAACUGGCUUGAACUUGUACCCAUUCCUCAUCACGGAGAGUGAGAACACGUCUCUCUUAGCAUUUCAUUCCUCCUUUCGUGUCUCCUCAUCUUCACCUCAUCUCCAGUUUGCAUUCUCCCGUCACGUCCCCUUCACAAGCCCCCCAUGUCCUAGCGCACGCAGCCUUCGGUCAAGCCCUGCUGGUGAGGUGAUGACACGGUCUCAGGCCCCGGGUGUUGUGGUUCUCAGACUGGUACCGAAGGUCAGAGACUGAUCACACUAUUGCGGCCUAACUGCUGCAUACUGGACCUGCUUAGCACCGCUCGACGACAAAAACGGAUCAAAACUCUUCACUGAGCUCGGGGCCAUUUCUUACCUGUUCAAUGGAAAUGUAAUGUAACGUGGUCUUAUGCCUAGAAGUAAUUUUUUUGCUCAAUAUAUUUUUAUUAUAUAUUCUAUAUAUAAAUAUAUAUACAGAUUACAAUAGCUGGGAUUAUUUAAUAGCAAUAGCUUGUAGUGGAUGUGUACAGAUUACCUUAUAGAGAUGUCUAGACGAUUUCUGAAAAAGGCCAGUUAAACUAAAAAGAAUCUGUUCUUGGACUGUCACGAGUAGCUGUUGUAUAACCUCCACUUAAAGUCUUGCACGCCACACAUGCACACUUUUCACCUAUACACGCAUAAACAUGCACACGAUUUGACACACACACACACACACACACACACACACACACACACACACACACACACACACAUACACAUACCCACCUUCUGCUGCUGUGUGAAACACUGGUUUCCGAGACUGGAGGAUUUAUUUGGUGUUGGUCUAGGCUUAGACUUUUAUAUUUCACUGUCCCUCUUGUUAAAAGUAAAUUAUCGGCUAGUUAUUUCUGAUCUGUGUCACAGACUGUAUACGACUGAAAGGAUGCUCCAUUUUACUAUAAAAUCACCACAAAACAACAUGGUGUUUGCAUUGAGAAACGAUCCGUGUUGAAAAUGAAUUUCAUCUGAGCAGGUGGAAACAUCUUACAGGACAUGCAAGGCUAAAAUCCUCCUCCCGUUUUAAAGACUAGAAUUGCAAAGGAGCUCUGAUAAUGAGGUACUGGGCACAUUCCUGCCUGGUUUUCUGUCUUACAUUCCUUUUUAUUGAUUUUAUUUUUGCUGUUCAAGGGCCAAUUUCCGACGUUGCGUGGCAUGGAUGGCUUGCUAUGAAGGCGACGUGAUGACUCCACAGUCCGGGUUUUAUUUAAACGUGUUUCUUACACUGAACUCAAAUCCGUUGAUAGGAAAAUAGACUUUCAAUGUUCCUUGUUACACUUAAAGGGACAGACGUUUUUUCAAAAAAGAAAAAAAAAAGAUAUGAAAACCAAACGUGGUGUUAAGUGAAUUUUUAAUAAUGUACAGUUUUGGUGACUUUAAAUUUGUUCCUUUAUAUUUUUAGGACCAAUUCAUCAUUUUUAAGAGGAGGUAUUACAAGACUCUGUUGUAUUAAGGUGAUGUAACACGUGUGCAUCUGUAGAAUGUACUGUGAGUUGAAUAAAAACCACAUCUAGU